Nymphaea colorata (pocket water lily) is the source of this 2343-nucleotide messenger RNA. Its product is annotated as phosphatidylinositol/phosphatidylcholine transfer protein SFH6-like. Bases 268 to 2133 code for a protein of 621 amino acids. NCBI's taxonomy places the organism in Eukaryota, Viridiplantae, Streptophyta, Magnoliopsida, Nymphaeales, Nymphaeaceae. The record is from RefSeq and is a predicted model, not a curated record. The transcript is spliced from 15 exons.
CCCCUUUUCACCUCCCCUCUCUCUCUCUCUCUCUCUCUUGUCUGAAAUUCGCCCGAUUAUCUCUGCGUUAAAAUCGGCGAUUCUUCCCCUCCGCCACGAGGCCGACGCCCUUUCCCCCAGCGUCGUUGGCGAAGCUCCGGGCUCAGCUCCUCUGACUUGCGGUUCCGCUGAUCUCAGAUCGACGCCUCUCGUGGCGUGGUUGGUGAUGAAAUCGAGGGAUUCUGGUUAAGCUUGUAACAGCGAAGCUCAUCGGUUAAUCGUCUUGCGAUGUCGGGUCCUCUUGAUCGGUUCGCUCGGCCUUGCUUUGAGGGAUCUUCUAGCCGUGAAGAGAGAAGAGAAAGAAAAUCUGAUUUUGAAAAUUCAGAAGAUGAGAGAAGGACAAGAAUUGGUUCUUUGAAGAAAAAAGCAAUCAAUGCAUCAACUAAAUUUCGGCGUUCUCUUAAGAAGAAAAGCAGGAGAAAGAGUGACAGUAGAGUUAUUUCAAUUGAAGAUGUACGAGAUGUUGAGGAACUGCAAGCUGUGGAUGCAUUUCGUCAGACACUGAUUUUAGAGGAAUUACUUCCUCCAAGGCACGAUGAUUAUCAUAUGAUGCUGAGGUUUCUAAAAGCAAGGAAGUUUGACAUUGAAAAGGCAAAACAUAUGUGGGCCGAAAUGCUCCAAUGGAGGAAGGAAUUUGGAGCUGACACAAUCAUGGAGGACUUUGAAUUUAAAGAGAUAGACGAAGUUCUAAAAUAUUAUCCUCAAGGUCAUCAUGGUGUUGAUAAGGAGGGAAAACCCGUUUACAUUGAAAGACUGGGAAAAGUUGAUCCAAACAAGCUUAUGCAAGUGACAACUAUGGAGCGGUACAUAAAAUACCAUGUGCAGGGCUUUGAAAAAUGUUUUUCUGACAAAUUUCCGGCUUGUUCUAUUGCUGCAAAAAGGCAUAUUGAUUCAAGCACAACAAUCAUAGAUGUGCAUGGACUGGGCUUAAAAAAUCUCAGCAAAGCUGCAAGGGAACUGCUUGACCGUCUGCAGAAGAUUGAUGGCAACAAUUAUCCCGAGACCUUGGAUCAAAUGUUCAUUAUCAAUGCUGGACCUGGUUUUAGGCUUCUAUGGAAUACAAUAAAGUCCUUUCUUGAUCCCAAAACUACAUCGAAGAUUCAUGUUCUUGGAAACCGAUAUCAGAGUAAAUUGCUUGAAAUAAUUGAUGCCAGUGAAUUGCCAGAUUUCCUUGGUGGAACUUGUACAUGUCCUGAUCAAGGUGGAUGCUUGAGGUCUGACAAAGGUCCAUGGAAAGAUCCAAAUAUAUUGAAGAUGGUUCAUAGUGGGGAAGCCCGAUGUGCCAGACAAAUUGUUACUGUUUCGAAUGCUGAAGGGAAAAUAAUUGCUUAUGCAAGGCCUAAUUACCCGAUGAUGAAAGGAGGUGAUGCAUCAACUGCAGAGUCAGGAUCUGAAGCUGAAGAUAUGGUUUCACCAAAAGCCCUGAGGAGAUAUCCGUCAACCAUUCGGUUAACUCCAGUUCGUGAAGAAGCUAAGCUAUCCGCUAAACCAAAUCCUUUUGUAGAAUAUGAUGAAUAUGUUCCCAUGGUUGACAAGCCUGUGGAUGCUAGUUGGAAGAAAGAAGUAUCUGCACAAAAGGCACCUGUUCCUAAAGGUUCAUUUCCUCUGGGUGAUGCAAACAAGAUUGCUACAGGGAUGCAUGCCCAAGUUUUUGCUGGAAUAAUGGCCUUCCUGGUGACCCUUUUUGCUGUGGUGCGUACCCUUGUCAGCCGUGUGACUAAGACGCUUCCAGACAGAAGAUUGUAUCAGGAUUACCAUGAUGCCAUUUUCCCAUUUGAUCCAACACCUAAGGAAGAAUUCCGUCCUCCUUCACCAUCUCCGAGGUUCACUGAGAAUGACCUUCUCCCUUCUGUUUUGAAACGACUGGGAGAGCUUGAGGAGAAGGUUGAUGCAUUGCAAGCAAAGCCAACAGAGAUGCCGUCUGAAAAAGAGGAGCUGUUGAAUGCUGCUGUCCGCCGUGUCGAUGCACUAGAGGCUGAUUUAAUUGCUACAAAAAUUGCUUUGUAUGAUGCUCUAGUCAAACAAGAGGAGCUUCUCGCAUAUAUAGACCGUCAAAGGGAGGCCAAAUUCCGGCACAAGGCGUUCUGUUGGUGAAACGGGGUGACAGAUGCUUGUUGGUUUUUCAACACCUUAGGGUCUACCCUGUGUAAGUUCAGGAUCUUGCCGUGAACUUAUUCUUUAAAAUAGUCGCCGUUUACACUGGCAAUGAUGAGUUCUCGUUAAAUAUUGUCAUGUAAUUACACACAAGCCCGGCGAAAACAUUAAUGCCUUAUAUAAAUAUAGAGGAGAUCUGUUGGUUGCUUA